CAUACAUCGAGUGUGUACGGAAGUGGUUCAACGCGGGUGUUUUGUCGAUUUUGCGAACAGCUGAAAAGACGAGAAAAGGUAGCUAAACUGCAUCAAAGCUGCUUUCUUAUUGAAUUAAUAUGGCCUAUUAGAAAGUGUACAAGCGUAAGAAUAAUUUUGAUAGCCAACCACACUUCUGUUGACUAAAAAUGCAGUCUUACAAUUACUGCUAAUGUUAGCUAGCUAACCCGUUAGCUUAGCCAGGACCUCCACUAGAGGAUUUGGGCUACUUCUAGUAGCUAGAGAGAAGUAACGAUAGCUAUACAUGAAAGUCCAUCUAUUAAUUCGACUAUUGAAAUGUGGCUGCGUGCCAAUCCGUUUGUGCCAUCAUCCCAACUCAUUGUUUGUCUCGACAAUGACAGCAACGGGGUUGGAAAGAGCACAAACCGAUCUGGGACCAGGCUAUAGUAAGAGGACCGACCUUUCCCGCUUCCCCCUCUCACCACAUCUCUUCUGAUCAGUCCAAUUAGUCAUUUUAUCCCUCUCUCCGUCGCCUCUCGUUCCUCAUCAUAUAGGCCUAAUAUAUCCGCUUAUUUUUUUGUCAGAGUCGUUCAGGUGAGAAGUAAGGAGGAUGGACUUUACUGAGUGUUACAGCGACACAGUGUCCAGUCUUGCCGUGGCAGCACGUGAUAGAAAUGUCAGGCGUGUGAGCUUACUGAUCCAGAGAGGCUGCAGUGUGGACAGUAGGGAUAACCGUGGCUGGAACGCCCUCCACGAGGCUGCAGCCGCUGGCACCAUCGUAUGUGUGCGGCAUCUACUUAAGGCUGCCGGUAAGGUUUGAGUUGAGAGGGGGGAACCAUCUCUCAUUCUAUGUCUCUUUGGAGACAAAAAAAAUCCAUCCUCCUCUCCUUCAUUGCUCUGAUCUGAAGGAAUUGACCAGGUGAAACCCAACUUAACAGUGGAGGCUGCUGAGGGGAGGACGGCUCAUAACAAUGGCAGGAAUGGAGUCAAUGCAAUGGCAUCAAACACAUGUGGUUGGUACCAUUCCAUUGACCCCAUUUCAGCCAUUAUAAUGAGCCGUCCUCCCUUCAGCAGCCUCCACUGCAACCUAAUGAUGAGCUUCCACCAUAUUGUUUUCACCUGUCAAGUCUUUUCCAAUUAGUGAAGGGGAGGAGACGAGUAGAGGAUGGUUUUUAAUUAAUUGGAAUAUAGCGUAUCUGAACAGGGCACCUAAAAGUGCAUCCUUCACUAACCUCCUUGGCUCCUCUUUCCAUUGGCUCUGCAGCAGGAGCCUCCCGUGGUUGCCGUGCCUACGUGGGCUCUCUGACACAUGAGGGUGAGUCUGCGUUGUACCUGGCCUCGCAGCGCAGACACCUAGCCGUGGUCAAGCUCCUCCUCAGAGCACACGCUGACAUCAACCAGCCAACCAAUGACCUGUCCUGCCCUCUCUACGCAGGUAAGACACACAGACACAGACAAAACACUUGGAACUGUGUUAUAGGUUCUCUUAAAACGGUGUGUGUGUGUUUGUGUGUGUGUGUGUAGCAGUAGACUGUGGGCACACAGAUAUCGUGGAGUUGCUGGUGCGGAAAGGGGCAGAGGUUAACGGAACACACACGGCCUCCUGCUGGACCUGCCUUCAUCAGGCUGCCUAUAAGGGUCACAGUGACAUUGUGCGUAUCCUGGUGGGUGUGUGUCGCCUGGAGGUGUUUGACGACCACAUGAUCACACCCCUGUUUGUGGCUGCACAGUACGGACAGAAGCAGUGUCUCCAGAUCCUCGCUGACGCGGGUAAACAUCUGUGGGUGUGCGCUUUCUGAAAACAUGUUUUGUUAAAUCAAUAUCUGUAUGUUAAAAGGCCCACUUCAGUCAAAAUUCUGUUUUUUUUUUAUAUCAUAUUGUACAACAGCUGAUGAAACAAACACUGUAAAAGUGUGUAAAAAUUGGAUCAGUGUUAUUUCCUGAUAGUUGCUGGUAAAAAAUACAAUCUACACAGGACCUUCUAAUCAGCAGGUUUGCAUGGGCGAGAGUUGCGGCUUUCCACGGUGACAUCACCAUACAGUAAAUUGGUUAUUAGACCAAUAUUAAAAAGUUCAAAAAACUCUGCCAAUUACAGCUAGUUUUCAGUUUUCCCCUCCCCACACAGACCACUCCCAGACAGCCCCAGCAAAAUUAUUGCCAGAGUUUUUUUUGGGUGCAAUUUUUGCCUGUUUUAAUGGAGAUCUAUAGAGGCCUUUUCACACUGCAUUGUUCUUAGCCCCAGGCUAGCUUAUCCUGUGUUCACACAAGCAUUUGUUAACCCUGGGCUAAGCUUUAGCCCUGGGCUAAGGAGUCACACUUGUAUUCCAAAGCCCUGGGCUAACGGACAAACACACAUGCGACCUUCGCCUCUCCCGAGCCCGUUGGGGAGUUGCAGCGACGAGACAAGAUGGUAAUCACGAAAAAGGGGGUAAAAAUGACAACAAAAAUCUAGAAAAAAAGAAAAUGGAGUGUUCGCUGCCCUUCCAGCUGUAGGAGUGUUUGCUGCCCUUCCAGCUGUAGGAGUGUUUGCUGCCCUUCCAGCUGUAGGAGUGUUUGCUGCCCUUCCAGCUGUAGGAGUGUUUGCUGCCCUUCCAGCUGUAGGAGUGUUUGCUGCCCUUCCAGCUGUAGGAGUGUUUGCUGCCCUUCCAGCUGUAGGAGUGUUUGCUGCCCUUCCAGCUGUAGGAGUGUUUGCUGCCCUUCCAGCUGUAGGAGUGUUUGCUGCCCUUCCAGUUGUAGGAGUGUUCGCUGCCCUUCCAGCUGUAGGAGUGUUUGCUGCCCUUCCAGCUGUAGGAGUGUUUGCUGCCCUUCCAGCUGUAGGAGUGUUUGCUGCCCUUCCAGUUGUAGGAGUGUUCGCUGCCCUUCCAGCUGUAGGAGUGUUUGCUGCCCUUCCAGCUGUAGGAGUGUUUGCUGCCCUUCCAGUUGUAGGAGUGUUCGCUGCCCUUCCAGCUGUAGGAGUGUUUGCUGCCCUUCCAGUUGUAGGAGUGUUUGCUGCCCUUCCAGCUGUAGAGUUGUUGGCUUCAGUUGGCUAGCUAAGUGAGAACAAUGUUAGCCAUAACAAGCAAUGUUUUUGCACAGAUUAAAGUAUUUAGUUUUUUGUCAAGUUUUUGUCUGCAGAUGGAAGGAUGAAAUAGUAUAAAUAUACUAAAUUCAAAUAGUGUGCAGAACGCAUCACAAGCAUGUGCAAAUUAAGUAUUUUGGCACCGUGUUUAAAAAAAAGUCGGUAACCCUGCUCCGGAGCAGGGCCAGCUAGCCCUGGGCUAAGGUUGGUGCUAGCCUACAUUACAAUGCGCAAGUGUCAACACUCGCUUAGCCCAGGGCUAAAAUGCAGUGUGAAUGCGCCUUAUACAGUACGGUACUUAAUCGUUACCCAGAAAUUAUUUGAUAUUGAUAUAAAAAUGGCUGCAUUGGGCCUUUAAGUCGCUGUAUAAACAUUGUGUGUUGUUUGCAUGUUGGGGUUGUAGGUGCCAAUGUGAACGCCCAGGCGUCAGACUUGGCAACACCGCUGCUGAUUGCGUCACAGGAGGGCCACGAGGGCUGUGUGGAGAUUCUUCUGGACCACAAUGCCAACCCGAACCUGUCUUGUUCCGACAACUGGCCACAGCUCCCCAUCCACGCAGCUGCCGAGUUCGGCCACAACUCUAUCCUGGCCAGGCUGAUUGCUGUGACAGACCGGGUGUGUGACCGUGGAGAGAGUGAGUUGAGUCCGCUGUACUCUGCUGUGAAGAACAAUCACAGCCACUGUGUAGAUCUGCUGCUGAGGGCAGGCUUCAGCCCAGACGCCCAGGACUGUAGCUCCCUCUUCAGCUCAGACACCACAUCGCCACUCGCCUACACCCUCGCCUUGAAAUGCACAUCCUCCCAGCCCUUCAGCGAUUCGGCGCGUUUCUUGGUAGCCGCAGGGGCCACUUUGACCGGGCGGGAAUGGUUCUACAUUCUGGCCACGUGCAAAUCCGAUGUGCUGCAGUAUGUCUUACAACACAGGAGCAUCCCCGGACCAGAGCAGCUAAGCAGGACCAUCAGACUCAGCUCUAGGACAGAGCAGCAGAGCAAGAUCCCACUCAGUCCAGAAGAGUUGCGUGGGCUGGUGUGUGAGGCGCUUGAUAUGGUGUGCCAUGCCUCCUACUGGCUGCCCCAGCUACUUCGGGCAGGGCUGGAGCCAUCCCUACUGUUGCAGCAACCUUACAUGCUGGGGAAGGCGGACAGUGAGGUUGUGAAUUACUUCCUGCAGUUUGUCAAUUGGUCGACUCUUUCCCACCCGCUAAAGGACAUACUGCUACACCGAGAGGAGGUCACCUGCUGGAGACCACUCGCGUACCACGGUAAGAAACACGUACAAAUGACAUUUUUAGCAUUUAGCUGAACGUCUUAUCCAGACUGACACAAUAAGGGCAUUCAACCACUGGAUAUUAUGCACAUAACUAAGACCGACACAUGCACACACACGGAAAACUGUCAACAGAUAAAUAAUAAUGGUGUGUGUAUGUUACUGUGUGUGUGUGUAGAGUGUGUGCCCCCUCUCUCUCACCUCUGCAGGCUGCGGGUCAGGGAAGAGUUGGGUUCAGUGGUUCUGAUGCAGACGGAUGUGGUCCGACAGCUUCCUCUUCCCCCUCCACUGCAGACAUACCUCCAGUUCAGAGACAUCCCACCACCCUCACACGCAACGACACUCCCACGGAGAGGGUUUCCACAGCGACUAGAACGAUGACAUACAAGGCUUCAUAUAACCUGCCACUGAAGAGAUGUCCUCAAUUCAGAAAUAUCCACACACACAGAGUUCCCUAUGCCUUCCUGUUCUGUUGAUGUGUAUUAUGUGAAUAGAUCAGCUCUAUUUGUAUACUGAUGUUAGUGAAAAUGAAUACUUUUUCUUUGUAGAAUUGCCUGUA
This is a messenger RNA of Coregonus sp. 'balchen', 4883 nucleotides long. NCBI's taxonomy places the organism in Eukaryota, Metazoa, Chordata, Actinopteri, Salmoniformes, Salmonidae. The record is from the annotation of a GenBank genome assembly.